Messenger RNA from Ceratotherium simum simum (southern white rhinoceros), 2097 nucleotides. Lineage: Eukaryota; Metazoa; Chordata; Mammalia; Perissodactyla; Rhinocerotidae. The record is from RefSeq and is a predicted model, not a curated record.
AAAGCAGCCUGCUAGAAUUUGGUGCCACAGGAAGUGUUUCCCAGCAGAAGCAGAUUUUAGGGACUCAAUUUUAAGGUGACUCUCCUGACUGAAGCUUCAUGGCCCUCCUGCUUCCUGGGUUAAGGCAGGAUCAGUCUUCUAAAUGUUGGCUGGUGUUCAGCCAAGGCCCCACUUUAGAGUAUAAAAUGCUUAAGUUCAGGCCUGUGGCCUCUGAACACCACUGCUUGUGGCCCACCCACUAUCUCUGCAUAACCAUGUGUGGGCAAGAGAGUCAAACUAUGCCAGUAUGGACAGAAUAGCUUAUGAUGCUUAUCCCCGCCCACCACUUCCGAAACAUUGAGCGGAAGCCAGAAUACCUCCAGCCGGAGAAGUGCGUCCCACCUCCCCACCCCAGUGCUGUGGGAACCAUGUGGUUUAUCCGGGAUGGUUGUGGCAUUGCCUGUGCCAUUGUCACCUGGUUUCUGGUCCUCUAUGCGGAGUUUGUGGUCCUCUUUGUUAUGCUGAUUCCAUCCCGAGACUACGUGUACAGCAUCAUCAAUGGAAUUGUGUUCAACCUGCUGGCCUUCUUGGCCCUGGCUUCCCACUGCCGGGCCAUGCUGACGGACCCCGGGGCAGUGCCCAAAGGAAAUGCCACUAAAGAGUUCAUCGAGAGUUUACAGCUGAAGCCGGGACAGGUGGUGUACAAGUGUCCCAAGUGCUGCAGCAUCAAGCCCGACCGUGCCCAUCACUGCAGUGUUUGUAAGCGGUGCAUUCGGAAGAUGGACCACCACUGUCCCUGGGUCAAUAACUGUGUUGGCGAGAACAACCAGAAGUACUUCGUCCUGUUUACAAUGUACAUAGCUCUCAUUUCCUUGCACGCGCUCAUCAUGGUGGGAUUCCACUUCCUGCAUUGCUUUGAAGAAGACUGGACAAAUCUCCUGCAAGCCUAUGGACUGACCAGGGAAGAAACAGCAGAAGCCCGAAUCUCUCUUCAUGAAAAAAAGCAGCCCCUUAAAGUCAGUUCCACAGAGUGCAGCUCCUUCUCGCCACCCACCACCGUGAUCCUCCUCAUCCUGCUGUGCUUUGAGGGGCUACUCUUCCUCAUUUUCACGUCAGUGAUGUUUGGGACCCAAGUGCACUCCAUCUGCACAGAUGAGACGGGCAUUGAGCGCCUCAAACGGAAACAGCAGCCCAGGCAGCACACAGGCAGCUGGGAGUCGGUAAAGCAGACCUUUGGCGGGGACUUCUCCCUGAACUGGUUCAACCCCUUCUCCGGACCGUGUCACCCAGAGCCUCUGCGUGACAGGGACUGGGUGCGGCAGGUGGCAUCGCUGUCAGACACCGACAACACAGAGACGACGGCGGAGGAGCAGUCGGAGGAGGGGAAGUACAAGGACUCUGUGGAGGUGAUAGAUGAGUAAUGCUGCUGUGGGAGAGGGAUGGACACUAAAAAGUCACUGUCAAUCUGUACACUGGCCUGUGGCUACGGGGUUCGUGGGCGCGACGCGCUCCCCUGCACGCGCUACUUCCCUCAGGCCACUCACUUGGCGUUGCUGUCCUCUGUAACCCGCUCCCACUCCCCGUGUUGAGCCAGGUCUUGGGGUGGGGCCUGAACUAGGGUGACACAAGGUUCGAGGGACUUUUUCUGAGUUCGUCUAAGAGGAGUCCGCCAGGAGAGGGAGUGUCAGGAACCAUUCUCCAGACUGGAUGUCCUUCGAGUUUGCGCAGCGUCCCCCAGCAAAGGAAGCUCUGAACAGGGCAGCCCGGGGACAGAAAAGAACUUGCCUUUGGCUUUUCUUGGGAUGUCUGUCUUCUCUUGGGAAGGUUGGGGCCCUGGCUCCUGGCUUUUGAGAACUAAGGCCAUGACCUUAUGAUGGAAGGACACAGCAGGGCUGGCCUUAGGGACCUGAGGUGGGACACUGACAUCAGGAGAGAUCAGCCGGGAAAGGGGCCCCCUGCUGCCUGCCUGAAUUCGGAGAAAGGCCUGGCUGCCGCAACUACCUUUAAGGGUCAGCUGUGGUUUGAGAGAGGACCCCAACACUAGGCUACAGACACACACGUGCGGGACGUGUCCAGGUUGGAAACAAGCCUGAGUUAUGACAGCUGCGCCAAAAUUUA